Messenger RNA from Lactuca virosa, 633 nucleotides. The record is from the annotation of a GenBank genome assembly. Lineage: Eukaryota; Viridiplantae; Streptophyta; Magnoliopsida; Asterales; Asteraceae.
AUGGGCAACAACUACAACCACCGUCAAAUAAAUAAACUUCUCAGGCUGACUGAAUCCAAUGCAAACAUCCUCGAAGAUCUGAUCAAUUGUGUAGAACGUAUGGAGGCGGAGUUGCAAAAGUUUCGACAAAAUCAAUAUGAAUGGAGUGAUUCUGAGUUUGAAAGGUUCUCUGCAUCACCACCACAAUACUACAAGCAACAACCACCGCCGUACCACCAUCAACCUCCACCGCAACUAGAUCAACUAAAUGACGCAGGUGAGACUUCUUCAGAUGAAGAGUGUGAAUGGGGUUUUUGCCUUGUAACUAGACAAAAUCAACAUCUCUCAAAGGUAGAUCUAAUACCUCUUUUUAAAAAGAAUCUUAGUUUUGAUGAAUUUAGUGAGUGGGUAACGGAAGUCGAAAGGUUUUUUGAGUUUUAUGAAAUCCCGGAGGAUGAACAAGUAGAAUUCGUAGCCUACAGAUUGGAAGAACAGGCUUUCUCAUGGUGGGAACUAAUCCAAAAUCUAAACAGGCGAUUCAAUAAACAACCGAUUAAGGAGUGGACAGAGAUGAAGGAGAUGUUGAUGGCCCGAUUCCUAGAUAUAAAUUGUUUCGUAACAGAGGAAUAUCAGUCGUCUCAUGCUGAAUCAUAA